UUUACGCUAGCGAAAGGGUCUCGACGUAGCGCAGUCGUCGUAUACCGUCUCGUUUUCACCUAGUGCAGCAACAGGUGACGGAGCCGUCGACGCGUGGUCGCCAGAGAGUUCUAUUUCAGUGAUAUACCGGGUCCGGUGCGUUCCUGAGACGUCCGCUCGUCUCGUACACACAGUAGUGGUGCCCCACGUUGUUCUGUGUGCGUUGUGGUUGUGUGAUGUGAUAGUGCCCAAUCCCCCCGAUGUCUCCCUACAGCCGAUACAGGCCCUUGCCCGGCUCCGACGGGCUGUCGGUUCUGCAGACGCCCCCGGCUUGCAAGCAGUCUCCGCAGGCCUCUGCGUGCCGGUUUUUGCGCUGGAUCUCCAAGCUCGGACCGCAGUCGGUCAACAAACAAACUGUUACUAUAGGGGUCUUGGAUAUGACCGCAACGGAGAACACCAUCCGAUUCAGUGUCCAUACACUGGACAAGGCCACCAAAGCAAAGGUGACCUUGGAGAAUUAUUACACUAAUCUUAUUGCCCAGCAUUUGGAGCGAAAACAGAGAUUGGCGAAGCUAGAAGAAACCCUCAAAGAUGAGAACCUAUCCGAGGACCAGAGGCGGGAGAAGCGCACUGCCCACGCCAUAAAAGAAACCGAAUUCUUGAGGCUGAAGAGGAGUAGGCUGGGCGUGGAGGACUUCGAGCCCCUCAAGGUCAUCGGCAGAGGCGCCUUCGGAGAAGUGCGCCUGGUCCAGAAGAAGGAUACGGGACACGUAUACGCUAUGAAGAUCCUGCGUAGGGCCGAUAUGUUGGAAAAGGAGCAGGUGGCGCAUGUCGGAGCCGAAAGAGAUGUUCUAGUCGAGGCUGAUCACCAAUGGGUGGUAAAAAUGUAUUAUAGUUUUCAAGAUCCUAUCAAUCUAUACCUGAUCAUGGAAUUUCUCCCUGGGGGAGACAUGAUGACACUCUUGAUGAAAAAGGAUACCCUCAGCGAGGAAUGUACACAGUUCUACAUAACGGAGACCGCCUUGGCCAUCGAUUCUAUACACAAGCUUGGUUUCAUCCACAGAGAUAUCAAGCCAGAUAAUCUGCUCUUAGAUGCUAAGGGCCAUCUUAAGCUAUCAGAUUUCGGUCUGUGCACUGGAUUGAAGAAGAGCCACCGAACAGAUUUCUAUAGGGACCUGAGCCAAGCCAAGCCAUCGGAUUUUAGUAAGUUCAUUAUCUCAUCGAGUCCAAUGGAUAGCAAGAGGCGAGCUGAAAGUUGGAAGAAAAACCGUCGGGCACUGGCUUAUGGUACUGUUGGAACUCCCGAUUACAUUGCACCAGAAGUGUUCUUACAGACGGGUUACGGUCCGGCCUGCGAUUGGUGGUCGUUAGGUGUCAUAAUGUACGAAAUGUUGAUCGGGUAUCCACCUUUCUGCUCGGAAAAUCCACAGGAUACUUAUCGGAAGGUGAUGAACUGGAGAGACACUCUAGUUUUUCCUGCUGAAGUGCCCAUCUCUGAAGAGGCCAAAGAAACUAUUGUCAAAUUCUGUUGUGAAUCAGACAGAAGAUUAGGAUCUCAAAAAGGAAUGGAUGAUUUGAAGAUAAUUCCAUUCUUCCGUGGUGUAGACUGGGAACAUAUUAGGGAGAGACCUGCUGCUAUACCUGUCGAAGUUCGAUCCAUAGAUGACACUAGCAAUUUCGACGAUUUUCCAGAUGUCAAACUGGAAAUUCCUUCAGCACCUAUGCCUUCAGAAAAUGACAACUAUAAAGACUGGGUUUUCAUCAACUACACAUUCAAAAGGUUUGAGGGUUUAACGCGGCGGGGCACACCUAAGAAGUAAACUUCUUUGUGCAGUUGGAUGCAGUUUGUUCCUUGAGAGUCACUUGGACUCUUCUGAUUAAUCCCUUGUCUUCAGAAAAAGAAAGAUUAGUCAUGUGCUCUGAAGACAAGUGGGAUCAGUUAUAUUUAUGUGAAUAGGUCCGAGACAUUUUUGCACCUUUUGCUUAGGAGCUGUGAAGCGCUGCGUUGGGCUUCGUUUGACAUAAAAUGUAAUGGAGAAUUUGAGUUUUGUGAAAGAAGUAGAGGCUCACUCAUUUUUAUUCUCAUGUAUAUUUUUGAUAAGACCUCAUUUCGAAUGUGGAUUUUCUGUAGAAAUAUUUUAUUUUACAAAUUCCAUAAAUAAAGUCUUUGACUGCUCUUCGGGAGUAUAAAAAGACAAAUAUUUCAAUAUUGAGUUUCUAUCAAAUUGAAGAAACCAAUAAAAUUUAAAUUUUCUUGCUUAUAAGUGUCAUAAUGUGCUUAUCAAAAAAGUGAAAGUGAAUAUUUUAUCUUCGUUCUAUAGAAUAAUAUUGCUCCCGUCGUUAGUUGCGGUGUAUAGCAUCUUUUUCGGAAUAAACUAUUGAAUAUUACUAAUUUUUAUCUAUUUGGUAUCAGAUUUGUAGAAAUCAUUAAAUGUUUUUGCAUGGACUUGUGGAUCAUGUCGAACGUAGCACAACAAUUUGUGUAUAUGUUAAUUUUUUUGUUUUUGUUACAAAGUGAUACUAUAUUUCUAUUGUUUUUAACUUAUAAAUUGUGUAAAAUGAUGAAGAUGAUGUGUCUUGAUUUUUUAUCGAGAAGUAUUUUUUGUAAUAGUUACAAGUGGAUUGCUGUCUCCUGCCCUCUUUCUGUCAGUGAGAUUAACAGGUGGAAAUGAUUUGAAACCGUGACAUUCGUUCAGUUGGCGUGACUGAAC
Molecule: messenger RNA, 2690 nt
Organism: Harmonia axyridis
Lineage: Eukaryota; Metazoa; Arthropoda; Insecta; Coleoptera; Coccinellidae
Product: serine/threonine-protein kinase tricornered-like
Exons: 1
Coding region: 240-1799 (519 amino acids)
Biological process (GO): intracellular signal transduction; peptidyl-serine phosphorylation
Molecular function (GO): ATP binding; protein serine/threonine kinase activity
Source: RefSeq, a predicted model, not a curated record